CUCUAUUAUCCUUUCCCAUUUUAUUUUUCGUUUUCGUUUUUUGUUCUUAUCAAUUUUAUCUUAGUGAAAAAUAUAAUGGAAGCCUCGAAAAAAACAACAAAAAUAAAACAAAAAAAUGUUAUCUUGCAUUUCCGUAUGGGCACAAUCUACUGCGAGAGAUCAAAAAUCGGAGUCGAGGACACGAGAGUAGGACGGAGUUUCGCAAUUUUAUUUAAUCGCGUUCUAACGUAUACUCUGUUGUACCAUAUUAUUUGAAAGUUUUAAUAAAUAUUUCCACACCCGUUCCUAUAUAUUAUUCUUAAUUUUUUGAAUAUUCCAUUCAUGAUGAUUCGACAAUUCAGGAACUUAAAUUGAUGUUUGCAGAUAACCUUUUCCUAUAGUGCACCCUGAAGGUAGAUUGUUGACAGGGAUUUUAAAUUUACAUGUGUUUUUGUCAUAUCAGGCAAGUAACACGCUUAUUAUCAACAAUGCCGAAUCCAUUAGUGGCGGUGUGUCAAAUGACAGCAACUUCUGACAAAAAUAAAAAUUAUGAGAUUCUGCGGGACUUGGUUAUUCAAGCGAAGCAAAGAAAUGCAUCUAUUGCAUUUUUUCCUGAAGCUUGUGAUUACUUGGCUGACAAUAAAAAAGACAUUGUGGCAUUUGCUGAGCCUUUAAAUGGACCUACAAUGGAAUUGUACAAAAAACUUGCAGCCGAUAACAAAAUCUGGUUGUCUUUGGGUGGAUUGCAUGAGAAAGCAGAGGAUUCCUCCGAAAGAAUCUCCAACACUCAUGUUCUAAUUGAUCACAAAGGUGAUCUUGUGGCUGCUUAUCGUAAGAUUCAUCUAUUCGAUAUGGAGAAUAAAGAUGUUGGUGUUAGGUUGAUGGAAUCAGAUUAUGUAAAGCCAGGAAGUGAAAUUACUUCACCAGUUCCAACACCAGCUGGUUCUUUAGGCCUCAGUAUUUGUUACGAUAUGCGUUUUGCCGAAAUGGCGAUUGCUCUACGAAACAUGGGAGCCCAGAUAUUAACAUUUCCAUCAGCAUUCACUUAUCAGACAGGAGCUGCGCAUUGGGAAGUAUUGCUACGAGCUCGAGCUAUUGAAACUCAAUGUUACGUAGUAGCUGCUGCUCAAACUGGUACUCAUAAUAAGAAACGUGUGAGCUGGGGUCACGCGAUGAUCGUGGAUCCGUGGGGUACGGUUAUCGCACAGUGUCCGGAAAAUACGGGGAUCGCGGUAGCCGAGAUUGACCUUGAUUUAUUGAAUAAAGUUCGCAAGAAUAUGCCGUGUGAGAAUCAUCGUCGUACAGAUUUAUAUCCGAUGAUCAAACCUCAAAAGUAAUCAACGGUUUUGCCAUCGACACCUGUGAACUCAAGAUCGAUGCCAUUGAGCGCCCAAUUGUGCUCACAAAUCUCGAGCGCUUCCCAUUCCGAUUUGAACGCAGCUUUUGGAUCAGGAGGCAUGGACAUAGCAGCCCCAGAUACCUGAU
Messenger RNA from Venturia canescens, 1464 nucleotides. It is a transcript of the gene NitFhit, whose product is annotated as NFT-1 protein. Gene Ontology annotation, molecular function: bis(5'-adenosyl)-triphosphatase activity; hydrolase activity, acting on carbon-nitrogen (but not peptide) bonds, in linear amides. NCBI's taxonomy places the organism in Eukaryota, Metazoa, Arthropoda, Insecta, Hymenoptera, Ichneumonidae. Gene Ontology annotation, biological process: nucleobase-containing compound metabolic process. Bases 423 to 1316 code for a protein of 297 amino acids. The record is from RefSeq and is a predicted model, not a curated record. The transcript has 7 exons.